UAAAGGUAAGAGCUCUCAUCACAACAAGCUGAAGAAAGAUGCAUGUUUUGCAGCAGAAGCACAAGAACGGUGAGUGGUCCACAAAGUGAGGACAUAUGAAGGAAAAGAAAGGAAGGCUUCAGUCGCAUCAGAGUCAAAGACUUAGAAGCAAAGAUAAGCUACACCAGGCAGAGUGUAACUUGUCCCAUUUGUUGAACACCUGCUGCAUUUUCUUCUUCACGUCUUUCUUCUUUUGGUACAAUAAGGGCUAGAGAACAGUACAAUCAAGAAUGAAUGGAGAUUUCGAGAAAGCGUGUCACCGAUGCAUCUCAAAAAUUGCCAGCAAUGCUUGCUUUAUUUUUGGACUUCUUGCUUUCCUAGCGUUACCACUGUCUAUGGCUUUUACAGGCAUGAAAUUUUUAAACAGUUGUCCAGUCCAGCCACUAAUUCCCUUAUAUCUUCUUGUGGGUGGUGUAGUUGGCACGUUGAAGGUUACCAUUCUGCUAUUUGACUCAACCAGGAUGAGGCAACUGCUUUCCAAAUCAAUCAUGAUUGAUGAUGAUGACGAUGACGAAUAUCCAUGGAGGCAAAAUGCUCACAAAUAUUAUAUUCAUCUCACCCUCAGCCUCUUCCUCUUCCUAUGGUUCAUACUGGGGAACUACUGGGUGUUCUCAGUUUACUUGCCUAAUUUCAUUCCGCCUUUCCAUCAUCCCCAGGAUUACUGUGAUAAAAUUCUGUACAUUUUUGCAGUUGGGGUGCUUGUUGUUAGCCACACUAUCCUGGUUUUGUUGAUCUUCUGUAGCUGCUGCAUAUAUUGCUGUUCCAGGCAACAGUAUGCCACAGAAGAGGAUUAAAAGUCACAGUGGCUGAGCCACAAAACAGUACGAAAAGUGGGGAAGAACGGAGAGGAGCAAGAGUGGGACUCACUGGUUGUGUGUUCUCUGCAUGCCCACAUUGCCUAUGACUAGCAAACUCCAUUGUGAAGGUUGUGAGGUCUGUUCCACCUGUUACUGCUUAUGAUGCUGAAUUAAAUUACAUUGAUGGGUGGUGUGAGGUGUAUUUUUUGAAUGGUAACAGAAGAAUCUUUUGAGCUCUGGGUGCAUAUCAUAGCAUCCAUUUAACGGUCUGUGUACCCCAAAUAAGACGCUUGCACUGCCAUGUACAAAACUCCCAUUUUAGCAAACACAGCUAUGGAAAUAGUAAACUGUGAGGCGAAAGCUGUAAAAUUAAAAUGGCAAUAGCAAGUACAUUUCUAUACUGCUUAUCACUGCACUUAUGCGCUCCCUAAGUGUAAGCUAUUUGCCCCCAACAAUCUGGGUACAGUACUCAUUUUAGCAACCUUGGAAAGACGCAAGCCUGAGUCGAG
Messenger RNA from Sceloporus undulatus (fence lizard), 1345 nucleotides. RefSeq names its product transmembrane protein 272 (gene TMEM272). Bases 270 to 833 code for a protein of 187 amino acids. The record is from RefSeq and is a predicted model, not a curated record. Lineage: Eukaryota; Metazoa; Chordata; Lepidosauria; Squamata; Phrynosomatidae. The transcript has 5 exons.